CUUAUGAUACUUUAAAUUCUUCCUAAAGUUACUUUCAAUUUUGAUGGAUGCAUUUUAAAAAGUGUUUCGUCGAGACAACAUUAAUAAUGAAUUAUCAGUAUUUAGAUCCGAUGAAAUGGUUUUGUCUUAUGGUUUUAUUAACUUUACUGGAUAUUAAAAAUUAUUCUGUUGGAAAGUGUAUUAAUAUAGAGAAUAAAGAAAGUUUACCAUCAACCCACGAUGAAUGGGAUCAUCUAAAGUACAAUAUUUUUAAAAGGAGCACUAGAGAAGCAAUUAAGAGUUUGGAAUCUACGAAUGUAACAGCCCUUCAUGAAGAAGAAAUUAACGAAGCAUACGAACGGCUUUUAGAUUCUUUAUGGAAUAUCCAAGAAAUAUCAGAAGAAAUUGACACUGUUUAUGAUACCGUCUUACUGGAUGAUAUAUACGAAUUUAAAAUUGAUCCAGUUACAGCUACCAAAAGAUACGUCAAGAAUACGCUUGAAGGUAACAAAUAUUUAGACAAAUUACUUAAAAUCGGUCAUUGGACAAGUGGUAUAGCAAAACAUGACUUGAAUAGCCUUCAGGAGAAUGUAUUUUCAGUUGCAAUUGAAUACUACUCAAGAUUACAAAAAAAUAGAAAUUAUUGCGAUGGAUCAUCAGUUUAUAAUAGAAUAUAUCAACUCUAUGAAUCUAUGUUAGCAAGCUUCCGUAAAGGAUACAUUAUGAUUUUUAUGGCUGACGAAUUCCAACAACGAAGUCCUGGAAAUACAGAUAAUCGGCGCCCUGCACAAAGAAUGGUAAUGAAUCAAUAUCAAAAAGCAGUUGUUCGUAUGACCGCUUCAGCAAGUAGUUAUCUAAAUCAAAUCGAUAAGACGGAGUAUAAAAAAUCACAAGAUUGUGACGAGGAAGAAUGGAUUGAAGGUGUGAAUUACAUUCGUUUGAAAAAUCAUGUUUCGUAUCAUGAACCGAGUACAAAAUGGUAUUGGGAUCAGGAUGCAGAAUACUUGAGAGAUACGAAACCAGAAAAAGAAUGCGACGGUACACAAGUAUUUUGGAAUCCUUCAGCUUUAUCAGAUGGCGUCAUAUACAGCUUGAACUGUCCACUUAUUUUUGUCAGUGAUUAUUCAAGAGAUAGCAGUUGCCAACGUUUCCAGAAUGAUAAUUUUACGAAAGCUAAAAACACACAUUGGGAAUCAGCAUGUACUGAUGGAGAUAAUUCAAGAUUAGGACAAUUAUGUGCUUGCGAUAAACAAAUCGACCAAGAUACUAGUAUACGAACAAUAAGUUUAAGAGAACAUUUCACUGAUAGUGCUGAUAGUAGAGUUGUCACCGGAAUACGAUUUAUUGUUAAAAAUAAUAUCGUUAUGAUACGAAUUCGAGAAGGCAAAUUAGUCAAUGGUGUCAUAGACCCCCAAACCGUUCGAUGGAUAGAUGAUGAUGGGCAGCAUCCUGAAAUAGGUCCUGACACAGUGAAGCUCAGUUAUAAUAUACGAGCGUUUGAAUUAGAUGACAUAGAAUUGCCUGAUGAGCACUUGGUAACAGGAGUCAAAUUCUUAGUGAGAAAUAAAACGCGCAUAUCAUUAGCAGUAAGAGGAUCAGCUAUGUAUGAUGAUAAACAAAAAACUUUCCCAUCAAUUCACGAUCAAUGGUAUUAUUCAACACCUGAUCCAGAUAUAGCUAGGCGUAAUAUUGAUAUAGAUUAUUCUAAAAAUCCAGCUGAGUUAAUAAAUGAACAGUUGCUACAAUUAAGUACUCCAGGAUUGAAUUAUGUUGAUUUCUCAGUAUCAGUAUAUUCUUCAAAAGAUGAAAAUGUUGCAAUUAUACCAUUCAUAGAUUCACGCGAACUCGUUACUGAUCCACCAAUCGCUCUAGGUGGGUUAGGAAUAUUUUACAAAAGUAAACCCGGCUACGGUGGAUUUAUAGCGUUUAAGUAUAUCACAGCCAAAUAUAAUAUUCUUCUUGACAGAGAUCAUGCUCAAGCUAUGAAUGCUACUUUAUCAGACGUACUAAAAUAUUUAGAAUGAAAAAAUAAUUCUAUCGAAAUUAAUUUGAGUAUUCUUAUCAAGUCUUAGCGAGAGCUAAAUAAUUCAAUUUUUGGAUGAAAAAUGUAUUACAUGAACUGAAUCAUUUCUUAAAAUUAAAAUUAUUUCGAAAGUAUCUUAUAUGAAUAAUCAAUAAUUAAUUAAACCAUUGCAAAUUUAAGUCGAUGUUAAAAACGAGAUCUUUUAUCAUUAUAUUUAAAUCGGUUGAUUUGUUCUGAAAAUAUCGCAAGACAAAAAUUCUUUUUCUUUGUUAGCAAAGUGUAUUUUGAUUGGUCAAAUUAAAAAAAAUCGUUUUGUUUAGUGACAUUUUCGAACAUUUGUAUCUUUUAGCAAAGCAUUUUUAGAUGUUAAAAAAAUCCAUUUUCAAAACCUAUAUCACACCGGAUUUUCGAAAUCGGUAAUUAAUUUUUAUGAUAAUAAGAAUAUCAUAUAAAUUAAUAUCUUUUAAUAAAAUAGUUUAUUAUAAUUGAAAAAAAAAUACAUUUUGUUGCAUACAAUAAUUUAUUUUAAACAGGUAAUCUAUA
Microplitis mediator is the source of this 2545-nucleotide messenger RNA. RefSeq lists its product as uncharacterized. Bases 48 to 2003 code for a protein of 651 amino acids. NCBI's taxonomy places the organism in Eukaryota, Metazoa, Arthropoda, Insecta, Hymenoptera, Braconidae. The transcript is spliced from 9 exons. The record is from RefSeq and is a predicted model, not a curated record.